UUUUCCAUUCGUUGCUUUGUACACAACUAAAAUUUCUCACGUGAAGGAGUUUUUCUAUUUAAUUCUAUUUUAACGGUUUAUUUUGUAGAUGAACAUUUUUUAAAUAAAAGUUUUAGUAUCACUUUUUAUCCUGAAGGCAGAGAUGUCUUCUGCUUGCAAUUCCGAAUCGGAUACCGAGUUGGGCAUUGACUGGACGCAAAAGCCAAUCAAGAGCCGCUCUUUCUAUAAUAGCCGAUUCCGCAAUGUUAUGCAGUCGCGACAAAAGACCACUCAUUCGACAUCACCAACGUCCACACGUGACACAUCCACGUCGGACCAUCAGUCGAGUGCGUCGCGGCGUUCGCUUCUGCCCACGCCACCGGCGGCAUUAGGUGUGGGUAUGAUCCCUCCAAUGGCAUCAUCCCAAAUGAGUGGAGUGGAGCGAUAUAGGGUGACUUCAACAUCGGGCCCGGAGCAGCGACCCUAUCGCAAAUUCCUUGAGAUCUGCAGCCAGGACAUUGGCGCCAUACUGGGCAGGGCUGGGAGCACUGUGAUGCGAGUGGAACGUCAAUACAAUGUGGCUGUCUAUCUGGAUCGCCAGCGCCUUCUGCUGAUUGUUCGUGGAGGGCUGCAAGUGCAGGUGAACGACGCCCUGGUCGACAUCUGUAAGAUUAUCACCGAGAACCGAUGUCGGGGUAAUUGGUCAUCCAUGCAUCAAACAGGCCGACAAUCGGCUGGUGGCCACAACAAUAACAGCUGGCGCAGCACAUCGAUUCCUGGGAUCUCGCGCAAAAAGUUCCCAUUUCCAGCCAGGGAAUUCACAUUCAACUAUCGCGAAUCCCCGGAGGUAACCGCACUUGGUGAGGGCAGCGUAUUGGCUCUACGCGAUACAAAUCACAUUGUGGUGGUGUUCAAUAACUGUGAGGGCUUCGAAUUCUGCUGGCCGAGACCAGUUUGGCUUUUUGAGCAGGCCUUUGUCCAGUAUGGAAACAACUGGGCCCAAGAGCUGAAGGAGCGCUAUGGACGACCUACGGUCAUUCAAGGUCAAGGUUGGCCAAUUUUGCUACAGGGUCAUGACCUAAUUGGCGUAGCUCGUUCUGGCAUGGGCAAAACAUUGACCUACCUUUUGCCCUCAUUGCUGCACAGCGACCGACUAAGGCGACGCCCAGGACUAUCUAGUUUAGGAGCCGAUGUUCUAGUCCUAGUGCCCACACGAGAUGCGGCCAUGCAGGUGGAGCAGGAGUUGCAGAACUUUAGCAAUGGCCAGGCAAGUUGUCUCCUUCUGGUGGAUGGCUCAACGAAUACAUAUUCGCAACUGGAUCAACGUGUGCAAUGGAUCAUUGGAACUCCUGUCCGCAUUGCCGAAUUGCUCGAUAUCGAGGAUCUUCAUCUGAGUGACAUAAGUUUGUUCAUCAUAGACGGCGCCUUUCGCUUGUUGGCAAUGGGCCUCGAGCCGCAUUUGUAUCGCAUUGCCGAAAGUAUGAGGAUGGAUCGGCUGACCGUCAUAAUGUCCAUUAGGUGGGAUGCUCAGGUACAUCGCUUGGCCAAUAGACUCACUCUGCGACCUGUUUUGGUCUGCAUAAGCCCCCGCGCAGAUCCAACGAAAGGCAUUGCCAGAUCCAGGUCUACCAAAAUGGUGCGGCAACUCGUUUAUGUUCUCCAUGAGCACGACAAGUUCGGCAAAUUGAUGAGUUUUCUGUGUCAAAUGACCCCGUACGACAAGGUCGUAAUCUUUUGCAGCACCAAAGAACGAGCCACUGAGCUAUCCCUACAGCUGGGCACCAACAACAUGAUGAACGCCUGUCUGCAUAGCCUGCUCGGGCACGAGGAGCGAUCGCAGAUUCUAAGUGACGUAGGUAGCGGUUAUGUACGCAUACUCCUUGCCACCGACCUGGUCGCCCAUGGCCUGGAUAUCGAAGAUAUCAAUCAUGUGGUCAACUACGAUUUCCCGCCAGGCAUAGCCGACUAUGUGCUGCGAGUCGAACGUACUGCCCGAUCGGGGCGCCUUGGCAACUGCAUUAGCUAUAUCACUAGCACUACUGACAGCUUCCUGGCCACUCAAUUGAUUGCCAUUUUGGAGGCUGGUAUGCAUGAAGUGCCCAUAGAAUUGCGCCAAAUGGACCAGCGUGUUAAUCAGAAUCGCCAGGAGCGGCGCACAAUGAGUGCUUCUAGUUCCGUCAGGCGUCGUGGUCCCUGCCCUACGGGAGAGUAGUUCAACCAAUUGGAUAAAUUUAAAAUAAGUUUCGUGUAGUUUGUCUGCUAAAUUUCUUGUCAGUCCCCUUCAACCCUCUAACCGUAUUCUAAAUCGUCUUUUCAAGUACAAACCAAUUCAAAACUAGUGUAUAUACUCUAGUUCAUUUUGCAGCAUUCCAAAAGAAAGCGAGAGUCUAUAUCUCAAUUACGUGAGCCUUCAGAAAAAACGUGGCGUUUAACCUUUCUGGCCCUCAUAUAUGUAUGAACCCUGUUGGCCAUGGCCUCACUUCAGUUGCCAAUUUGACGCAGAAUGCACGUGAAACAAAUCAUAUGCCUUACCGUAAUCUGCUUCACCGCUUGGGCAAUGGCUGAAACAUCAACUUCAACGGCGACGACGACGGCGGCGACGACGACUGAGCCAUCGACUCGCCGUAAUAUAAUUAAAAAUUUUGUUGCCCAAGUGCAGCAAUUAAUUGGCAAACUUAUGCAGGAUUUGCAAAAAAUUUAAGAGAAAUAAAUUUUGUUAUGUGAAAUCAAAGUCAAAUAAAUGGCAAAAUGUGUGUGA
This is a messenger RNA of Drosophila willistoni, 2737 nucleotides long. RefSeq names its product DEAD-box ATP-dependent RNA helicase 20. Gene Ontology annotation, molecular function: RNA helicase activity; RNA binding; ATP binding. The record is from RefSeq and is a predicted model, not a curated record. The coding region runs from base 143 to 2191 and encodes 682 amino acids. Lineage: Eukaryota; Metazoa; Arthropoda; Insecta; Diptera; Drosophilidae. The transcript has 4 exons.